Dryobates pubescens (Downy woodpecker) is the source of this 3067-nucleotide messenger RNA. It is a transcript of the gene SENP5, whose product is annotated as SUMO specific peptidase 5. Gene Ontology annotation, molecular function: deSUMOylase activity. Lineage: Eukaryota; Metazoa; Chordata; Aves; Piciformes; Picidae. Bases 759 to 2489 code for a protein of 576 amino acids. Gene Ontology annotation, biological process: protein desumoylation. The record is from RefSeq and is a predicted model, not a curated record. The transcript is spliced from 10 exons. Gene Ontology annotation, cellular component: nucleus.
CCGCGCCCGUCGCAGGGCUGACGCGGCGGCGCCGACGCAGCGCGCUCCGGUCCGGCGUGUGGUGGCGGCGGCGGGAGGGGGGCGGAGCGCGGCCCUGGCGGCUGCCGGGACGAGCCAGGCGCCCCGACGGGCAGAGCUGUUUUUCAAGAUCAUAAUGCAGCAGAAGAAUGAAAAACCACAGAAGACAAUUGCUUUGGAAAAGAAGGCAGUUGCUGACCUGGUCUAGAAGAUGGACCACCGGAUUUGGGGAGCUUGGAAAAUGCUGCUUCCAAAAGCAAUUUUUCCUAGCUAAGAAAAUAAGACCGAGUGCUCAGCUAGUUGUGAGGUUAAAUCACAGCAAACUGUACAGCAGACUGCAGUGCAGAAGAAGAGCGCUUGAGCACCAAAGCAAGUGGACUCCUGAUGUGCCUGUAGAUGCAGAGACCUAUCAAAAACCUACUGCUGAACUUUACAGCUUUGCUUACAAAACUACCGAGAGCAAAACCAUCCUGUCGCUAUCACAGAGCUGAAAGCUCAUCUGGAGAAGUAGUAAGAAAGCUCAACAAUGAAUCUGUCUAGAGUGAAGAUCCCUUGAAAGAAGAGUUUGAAAGUGUCACUGUUCUUAAUAUCAUCUCUGGCAAUAUCCAUUAUGUCUCCUGUGGUACUCUGGGUGCUGCUGCCUUACCUGUAAAAAACCGUGGGUUUGUAUAUAGCAGGGAGGAGAGCAGUAAUGGUGAGGGCAACACAGUCCUAACAGUUUUAGACAACUAUAAGAGGAAAUGCUGUUGCAAAGGGAGUGGAAUGGAACUUGUGGCCCCUUGACAGCUAUAAAGAGGUCAAAAUUUAACCAUCGCACUGUAAAAAAGAGAUUUUCGUUUAUGAUGCACAAGAAACUCUCUAUGGUUAGGUCCUGGUAUAGAGUUAUAAAAUCCCCAAAACUUCGAGCAAAAGGCAAAACCUGCAGACUGGGAAAAACCAGAAAAAUCAGGCCAAGGUGGGUGCAGAAAGGUACGAGGGACCACCCGGAGGCGCUCCGGCGGCGUUUGGAAAGCAGGUUGUGCAAUUGGCUUACCUACUCAAGAUCUAAAAGCAGCCGGCUUUGGCACCGGUACAGCUCGCCAGGUAUGAACAAUAACACCCCCAAAUCUUCAGGUGAGGAGAAGGAAAUUCCUACACCUGAGGUCUGCCCUACACAGGAUGCGUUUCUGAGUGCUGAGCUGUGUUCUGAGGAGCCGGAGUCUGGUGGGCAGGAUGGCAGCGUGGAUGCUGUCCUGCCAGAACUGCAUGCUAGAGCUUCUCCAGAGGCGGAGGCCUUGCACCAGGUGGAGAUCAACGGGGCUCUGGCAGAGGAUCAUUGCUCUGAUGUUUUAGUCUCCGCUGCAGGAAAAGAAAUUUCUGUUUCAGAUCAAGAAAACGCAGAAUGUGAUGAGGUUAUGGGUGUAGAUGGAAUGACACAAUUGCAGUCCUCCUUGCAGAGUUCUCAUGUCAAUGACAAUUUUGCAAAUGGACCUUUAUCCAUGGAGAUGGCACAAAAUGAAGACAGCUCUGGCCAAAUGGAAGUAGAGGACUCCUUAAACCUGGACAAUUUUAGUGCAAAGUUACUAGAUCACCCUUACUGUAAAAGUCCUCUUGAGGAGCCUUCACCAGAAAGCACAGGACUGAAAUCAGGAACUCGGAAGGGAGGCAAAAGGAACAUUCAGAAAUCUUCCCGGGUGGAUGAUGAGCAGUUGGCAACGUGGCUUUGUGGAUUCCUAGAUGAAGUUAUGAAGAAAUAUGGCAGUUUAGUACCACUCUGUGAAAAAGAUGUCAUGGAAAGAUUAAAAGAAGACUUUAAUGAAGAUUUUUCCCAUAGAAAAGCUUUUAUCACCAGGGAAAUCAUGAAGUACCGGGAAAAACAUCCCAAAACCUCCACUUGCAAUUUCCGUGUCUUCUAUAAUAAGCACAUGCUAGAUAUGGAUGAUUUGGCUACACUGGAUGGCCAGAACUGGCUGAACGACCAGGUAAUUAACAUGUAUGGUGAACUCGUCAUGGAUGCAGUCCCUGAAAAGGUUCAUUUCUUUAACAGCUUUUUUCAUAGACAGCUCGUAACCAAAGGAUAUAAUGGGGUAAAACGAUGGACUAAAAAGGUGGACUUGUUCAAAAAGACUCUUUUGUUAAUUCCUAUUCACCUGGAAGUCCACUGGUCCCUCAUUACUGUGAACAUCCCCAAUCGAAUUAUUUCAUUUUAUGAUUCCCAAGGCAUUCAUUUUAAGUUCUGUGUAGAGAACAUUCAAAAGUAUUUGCUGACUGAAGCAAAAGAGAAGAAUCGCCCUGAGUUUCUUCAGGGUUGGCAGACUGCUGUGACAAAGUGCAUUCCACAACAGAAAAAUGACAGUGACUGUGGGGUUUUUGUGCUCCAGUACUGCAAGUGCCUCGCCUUAGACCAGCCUUUUCAGUUCUCCCAGGAAGAUAUGCCCCGAGUGAGAAAAAGGAUUUACAAGGAGCUGUGUGAACGCCAGCUAAUAGACUAAUAAAAUGCAGCCAACCUAAUUUCUCUGGCAUUUCUGACAAGUUGCAGCUGGUGUUUGUGUACUUGAAUUUCUGAAAACUUCCGUGAAUUUUGAGCGAUUCUCAGCUGAGUGGUGUGGCCACUGUUGUUACCUCAAUUUUUUUGACAAGCUCUUUAGCUGGCAGAGUAUAAUAGAGCUGCCAUAAAAUAUUCUUUAUGUCAGUUUGGUUCUCUUAUGUUCUUUCCUGUAUUUAAUAUUUAUUAUUUCAGCAUGCAUAUAGGCAAAGCAUGCAACUAAAACCAUAAAACUGUAGAUUUGGUGCACCUUUGAGAUGUAGCUAGAAAUGACAAAUACAGGUGAUUCUUGUCUGGAAACAUAAAGAUGCAUGAUAUGUUUUCUGAUGCAAUAAUGCUUUGAAUGUAUCAACCACAAAAAUCAGUUACAGAAAAAGAACAGCUCAACCCUAUUUGAUAGCUCCAUUGUCCCUGUUGUGACUGUAUGAUAAUGAAUCACCACUUUUUAGGGUGGCUAAAAAUCAUUUACAGAUUUAAUUUGUGGAGACCCCUUUUUGCUAAUAAAGUUUGUUCUGUUAACAUUUA